Messenger RNA from Adineta ricciae, 1569 nucleotides. The record is from the annotation of a GenBank genome assembly. Lineage: Eukaryota; Metazoa; Rotifera; Eurotatoria; Adinetida; Adinetidae.
AUGUUAUGCAUUUUCCCAACGAUUAUAGCAAGCAAUAAUUCACCAACAGCUCAAACAGACCAGGGUGUUUAUAUUGGUCGACAAAUAACAAUAAACGGCUCGAAUGUAAAUUAUUGGUACGGUAUACCAUAUGCGCAACAGCCCAUUAGUGGUCUUAGAUGGAUGCCCCCUCAGCCUCUUCCAAUGUCCAAUGGUACUCAAUUCGCAUAUACUAACAACGUGUGCCCACAAGGAAGUGGCUUUGAGCCACCAUUUACUGAGGCUUGUCUAGUGUUAAACGUGUACGCCCCUGAAAACGCAACAAAUUUACCCGUAUACGUUUACAUUCAUGGAGGUGGUUUCAGUGGUGGUAUUGCCAUAAAUUAUAAUGCUAUACCGCUUGUUGGUACAAGUAUAAGCCAUGCAGUUCCUAUAGUAGUCGUUUCAAUUAACUAUCGACUCGGUUUACUUGGUUUUCUUGCAGACCAAGCACUCUAUGAUGAAAAAUCAGGUAUUAACAAUAGAAGUACUACAGGUAAUUACGGAAUAUUAGAUCAAAUGAUGGCACUCGAUUGGAUAAAGAAGAAUAUUUUUGGUUUUGGUGGUAAUCCCAGCGAAAUCACUAUUGGUGGCGAAAGUGCUGGUGGUAUUUCUGUCAGUAUUCUACUUACAUCGCCAUUAGUUCCGGAUGGUACAUUUCAAAGAACAAUCAUAGAGAGUGGUGGCCUCUGGCCCAAUUUGAUUAGUACAUUUGAAGAUGCCAUCAAUCAUACCGGCAAAGUUUUGCGAGCUGCUACAAAUUGCACUACAGCACAAUGUCUUCGUAAUUUGACAGUGAAACAGAUUCUUUCUGUUCAAGCAACUAUUGGGUCAAAGGACAUUGUUGGAGCGGCUAUCACAGCAGUUAUUGACAACUAUGUUUUAAAUGAUAUAGUGGAAAAUAAUUAUGCGAGAGGAAAGUUCAAAAAAGUGCCUAUGCUAAUCGGAUCGACUACAAACGAGACGAGUCUACGGACAUGUGCACACUUUCAUGAUUCGGCCACUAUCGCUCAAGUUCAAGCGGUCUUUGCUGCGCUGUACAAUGGCACUGUUAUUAAUAAAAUCUUUGAUGUUUAUGGACCUAUUUCAACCUAUAGCAAUCCAUUGGCGUACUUAAAUCUAGUCUAUAGUGAUUCUUGGGCACAUUGUGGAUCUAGACGUAUCGCUGCCAGAUUCUCUGCUCACAAUAUAUCCUCUUACUUAUAUACAUAUAGUCAUUUCGUACCUGCUAUACGUGCUUGUAUUGGUGUACUCCAUACAGCUGAACUUGCGAUGAUUUUUCCACAAUAUGUUUCUAUCUUCUUUCCCAAUUAUAAUUUAACUGCCGAAGAACAACAACUUUCCACUAACAUGAUGUUGUAUUGGGCUAAUUUUAUUCGAACAUCCAAUCCGAAUUUCGAUGAAAGUCCAGCAAAUUGGGAGGCUUAUUCAAUCGAUGCCGAUAAUGAUUUCGUUUUCGAUAUUCAUUCACAAAUGAGGCUUCAUUAUUAUAAUGCCACUUGUUCUGGUUUAUGGGAUCAGUAUGCAAUUACAAAUAGUACUCUGACAUAA